Messenger RNA from Rhagoletis zephyria (snowberry fruit fly), 2879 nucleotides. RefSeq names its product serine/threonine-protein kinase stk11-like. Gene Ontology annotation, molecular function: protein kinase activator activity; ATP binding; protein serine/threonine kinase activity. Gene Ontology annotation, biological process: establishment of cell polarity; intracellular signal transduction; glucose homeostasis. The record is from RefSeq and is a predicted model, not a curated record. Gene Ontology annotation, cellular component: cytoplasm. NCBI's taxonomy places the organism in Eukaryota, Metazoa, Arthropoda, Insecta, Diptera, Tephritidae.
GCAAUUCUUCCUCAUAGUUGGCAACGCGAUUAGUAUGUUGAUGAAAAAAUGAAAUUACGAUCAGCAGGCAUAGCAGAAAAUUUUAGUGGCUAAAAAAUUAAUCAAAUAAAAAUUUUGUAAUAAAUUGUGCAAUUAUUUAAAUGACAAAUAGCUGCUGCAAACCAAGAAUUUAGAUAAAUACUUACAUAGAAAUACAAAACGCAUAAUAGGAACACUAAGUAUACUUUCAAGGUGAUGGAACUGUCUGAAGUGAUGCACGGCACCCCUCUGCUUAUGAUAAGAUUUAUGCUUGAUUGCUAAACGCUCGAGAAAAUUACCUAAAGUCAAAUACCAACGGGUAGUGCAAGUUGAAACUCCAUCUCUCUUCACUUCUAAAUCACCUGAUUGUGGCGCAUGUACGAAGUAGAGUAGUUCCUGGAGCAACACAAAGGAUACACAAAUACAACAAUUUAGUUAAAAUGUAAUCUGGUUGGGGCGCUCUGCAUACGUAAGUGGAGCGCAUGGUUUUAAAGGAAACCAAAAGAAAUCGCAUUAAAAAAAGCAUCUAACCUUCAAACGACUGUGUAUCCAAUUCUAGUCCUGAAAUCAAAAAAAAAACGAAACCUACAUAUGUAUACCCUAUGGUUAAUGCGCGAGGGUGUCAACUAAUCAUUGGAUGCACACUUGCCAUGGAAAUACAAAUAAAACAGCAAUCCACAAUUGAAUGUAGCAUCAUUAACAACAAUAAUAUCAAGAAAAGUAACGUAGGGGAGUCCCUGUUGGCCUCUACCACGAGCUCAGUGACUAUCAAUAAUAGCAUUUUAAUGCCACCUUUAGGCACCAAGCAGUUGGCAAACCACCAGAAAUUGCAAGUAAUUAACGAGGCUAACAUAACAAAAAUGGAUGUAGAGACCACGGAUGGCGAAGUGUCAGUUCUUUUGGCUAAUAAGAACUUUCACUACGAUGCACUGUCCAAUCCGGAAGAGACAUACGAAGAUGCCGACAUAGAAUGUAGCGAUGUUGGAGUAGCCAAUUUUGUGGCUGCUAGUGAAGCUAAAGAAUUACUGAGUGAACAACCAAAUCCACAGGUAACGUGGCUAGACAGUGAACAAAUUGAUGCGCUCGAUUUGACAACAUUGGAUAUAGGAAAUAUGUUCUUCAAUCGAGUUGACAGUGCAGAGAUAAUCUAUCAAAAGAAAAAGAAAGAAAUUAAAAUGGUUGGAAAGUAUGUAAUGGGUGAUGUGCUGGGUGAGGGUUCGUAUGGAAAAGUGAAAGAAGUACUGGACUCCGAAAAUCUUUGCCGGCGGGCAGUGAAGAUAUUAACGAAGCGAAAAUUGAGACGCAUUCCUAAUGGGGAGCAAAAUGUGCAGCGAGAAAUACAAUUGCUGCGAAAUCUACAGCACAAAAAUGUGGUAGCGCUCUUGGACGUUUUGUACAAUGAAGAAAAGCAAAAGAUGUACAUGAUUAUGGAGUACUGUGUGGGGGGACUGCAGGAACUGGUUGAAAGCGCACCCGAAAAGAAACUACCUCUAUUCCAGGCACAUCGCUACUUCUGCCAACUAAUCAGCGGCUUAGAAUAUCUUCAUGGUUGUCGCAUUAUACACAAAGAUAUAAAGCCUGGAAAUCUGCUGCUCUCCCUUGAACAAAUACUGAAAAUUUCUGAUUUUGGCGUUGCUGAGCAGUUAGACCUAUUUGCGAUGGACGAUACAUGCACGACCGGUCAGGGAUCGCCUGCUUUUCAACCGCCAGAAAUUGCCAAUGGACACGAGUCCUUCUCCGGCACCAAGGUAGACAUUUGGAGCUGUGGUAUUACGCUCUAUAACAUAUGUACAGGUCAAUAUCCUUUCGAAGGCGAUAACAUUUAUAGGCUCUUUGAGAAUAUUGGACGCGGGCAGUGGCAGGCGCCAGAUUGGUUGUUCAAAUUAAACGCACAGUUAGCCGGACUUAUAUUGGGUAUGCUGCAGGCUGACCCAGCUAAACGAUACACUAUACAACAAAUACGCUGCGAUCCUUGGUUCAUAUCGGCACCAGAAGAAAAGGGUCCACCGAUACCCAUUCCGCCACUUAAACAUGAUAUAUAUCGCCGCUCCACGGUACUGCCUUAUUUAGAUGCUUACCACUAUGAAACCGAACGUGAUUUAGAAGAGGUCUAUUUUACUGAACAUGAUCUGAAUCGUGAGCUUGCUCGCCAAGCAGCUGCAGCAGCCGCUGAAAUCAAAGCACAACAGCAACAAAAACAGUUGGCGGCUGCAAAUUCAACGGGUGCUUCAACAAGUGCAGCUGCGUCAAUAUCGAACAGCAUCAAUAAGGAAAAAAAGUCCUCGUCAUUGAAAAGGCGCGCCAAAAAACUGACAUCUUGUAUAUCUGUAAAAAAGCUCUCAAAUUGCCGACCAUCUUAAUGAGUGGAGGUGAUUGUCACAAGAGUAGGCGCCCAUGCGCAGUACACGUAGUCAUUGGAGUUACGUAGUUUAAUUAUUGCAUAUGAAAAUUGAGAAGUUUCAACUCUAAACAAUUCAUUCGCGGUUGAAUGUCAAGUCAGUUAGCCUUAUUAGUGCAGCUUGCCGAGGUGAGGGGAAUAAGUAUUAGCUAGUUCUCUCGCUGCCAAAUGCAAGCCACACUCCAACAUAAUUUAUAGAAUACUACUUAUCUUUAAUUUGGAGUACUUUAUUAAUUUGCGUUGUUUCGCUGGUAUCUAUUACUAAAAAAAAAGAGUUUUUGAUUUUACUGUAUUAUUCGCGUUUGAAUUUUUGUUGCAUAAUUUUUAGUUAGUACAUAAAUUUUAUUUAAUAUCUUAUUUGAAAUAUACUCCUUACCUCCUUUUGUUAUUUUUCUUUUACUGUCUCGCAUGUAAAACAGUAAAAGAUGUGCAAAUUAAGUGAACCAAUCAAAAUUUUGUUUAU